This is a messenger RNA of Dunckerocampus dactyliophorus (ringed pipefish), 1397 nucleotides long. RefSeq names its product homeobox protein Meis1-like. Lineage: Eukaryota; Metazoa; Chordata; Actinopteri; Syngnathiformes; Syngnathidae. The record is from RefSeq and is a predicted model, not a curated record. Bases 127 to 1188 code for a protein of 353 amino acids. Gene Ontology annotation, biological process: hemopoiesis; angiogenesis; embryonic pattern specification. Gene Ontology annotation, molecular function: DNA-binding transcription activator activity, RNA polymerase II-specific; RNA polymerase II cis-regulatory region sequence-specific DNA binding. The transcript has 10 exons.
CACACACAGAGGGUCUGCCUGAGGCCAGCAGGCUGCUACAGGCCGUAGACUUCUUUAUCCUUGGAACCAAACCAUCGUCUUCAUCUUUAUUGUGACUUGGAGGUUCAUGUUGGCAUACACGUCGUGAUGGCACAAAGGUAUGAAGAGCUGGUUCACUACAGCCUGGAUGGCUUGUAUGAAGACCUGAGAACCCCCCACCACCAUUACCAGCCCCGCCACCUGCAUGCUGUGUACCCGGUCGGAUCGUACCACAGUGACGCUGGAGAGGACAGGAGAGACCGGGACGCCAUCUACGGACAUCCUCUGUUCCCGCUGCUCACUCUGCUUUUUGGAAAGUGCGAACUGGCCACGUGCACACCCCGGGAGAGGAGCGAGGCCACGGGAGACGUCUGCUCGUCACGCUCCUUCAACGAAGACAUCAGCGUCUUCGCCAAACAGAUGACGUCAGAGAAGUUGUCAUGUAAUUCUGAGCUGGAUCAUCUGGUGAGUUUAUUAUCAUGUGAAGUAUGCACGUCAUGCUGUGCACGUUCCUUGCAGAUGAUCCAGGCCAUCCGUGUGCUGCGCUUCCACCUGCUGGAGCUGGAGAAGGUCCACGAUUUGUGUGACAACUUCUGCGGCCGUUACGUCAGCUGCCUAAAAGGAAAGCUGCCCACCGUCAGUGCGUCAUGUAAUCAUCCUGAUCAGGUGUCAUGGAGCAGAGAUGACGAGGACGUGGUCUCUUCAGGACUGCCCGCAUGUCACAGUGAUGACAACAGCAGUGAAGCAGGCAACGGUGCGGACAUAAGCGAUGAUGACGUGGACAAAGGGCGGCAACACAACAAGAAGCGGGGCAUCUUCCCCAAAGCGGCCACCAACACCCUGAGGGCGUGGCUCUUCCAGCACCUGGCACACCCGUAUCCUUCAGAGGAGCAGAAGAGACGACUGUCACACGACACACACCUCAGCGUCCUGCAGGUCAACAACUGGUUCAUCAACGCCAGGCGACGAAUUGUUCAGCCAAUGAUUGAUCAGUCCAACACUGCUGGUGAGUUAUUGAUGGUGAUCAUGAUCAAUAUGGAUUUAUCAGACAACGGUGUGUGUAAGUGUGUGGGUGUGUGUGUGUGUGUGUGUAUGUGUGUGUGUAUGUGUGUUGUAGCAGUGGUGGGUGGUGCUGCCAUGGCGAUGGAGGCCCAGUGGCAUUUCAUGUGACACAACCUGUCAGCAGUCUGAGGACCCCCCCCAACCCUGCCCACCCAACAAGGAAGUCUAAAAAGUGAGGACAACACAUCAGGAUGGAACAUGUGGUGACCUGUGAUGUCAUCAAGCGUCUCCUUCCAUCUGGACUACAAACAUGGAGGAUGUGAAGUCACAUGACACUGACCCCUCCUCCAGAGAGACAAAUAAACUACAGCUUUGAC